Messenger RNA from Fusarium tjaetaba, 3375 nucleotides. RefSeq names its product pisatin demethylase cytochrome P450 monooxygenase. The coding region runs from base 1 to 3375 and encodes 1124 amino acids. Gene Ontology annotation, cellular component: membrane. NCBI's taxonomy places the organism in Eukaryota, Fungi, Ascomycota, Sordariomycetes, Hypocreales, Nectriaceae. Gene Ontology annotation, molecular function: heme binding; oxidoreductase activity, acting on paired donors, with incorporation or reduction of molecular oxygen; monooxygenase activity. The transcript has 7 exons. The record is from RefSeq and is a predicted model, not a curated record.
AUGGGCUUCAAAGAUGAAAUCCAUCUAGCACAUCAUCAUACACAAUGGGCCGCUUCACAACCAGACGCUGUCCUUAGCCCAAUUGAAGGAUUCAGAGGGAUCGACAAGGGAGAUUGGAACUCUGGACAUGCAAGUUAUAUCCAAGGUCCAUGGCAGAGUAUCGUCAUCAAGAAGGACAUGGGCCGUUUUCUUGAGAUACUAGCUACUGCCGUUGAUGAUGAGCUUCAGUAUGCUAUUCCUGAGUAUAUCAAGCCUAAGGAUGGUGAUGAGGUUGAUGUUUACGAGGCUAUGAAGUGGAUUGUAGCUCAAGUCUCGAGUCGGUUCACUGUUGGCCUUCCUCUCUGUCGCGAUAAGGAGUAUUUGAAAGACUCACUCGCUUUUGCAGAUCUGUUCAUAUUGAAUUCUGGGCUGUUGAUCUACACUCCAUUACUUCUGAAGCCGCUGAUUGGGUUCCUCGUCACAUUGCCAACACGGUACAGACGAUGGAAGAUUCAAAAGCAUAUCCAACCACUUUAUGAGGAGAGAACUAAGAAGCUACUGAAUCCUGGGCUCUAUGAGAAGGGUGAAGAACCGAUAGACAAUCUGCAGAUGAUGAUGCGAUAUGCUAUCAGCAAGCAUGGUAACCAAGUUACGCCAUCUCAGAUCUCUGAUCGGCUUUGUCUUGCAAGUCUUGCCUCGUUCCACCAGACUGCGGUUGCUAUCAGCAAUGUUUUGCUCAAUAUCGCAGCGUCAGAUGCCGAGUUCAAUACCGUUGCAGUUAUCCAAAAGGAGAUGGCUGAUAAAGAUAGUGUUCUCAGAGAAUCGAUGACAACACAUGGCUUUGGAAACAGAGCCAUGAUUCGCAAGGUUGUUGCGCCUGAUGGUCUCAAAACUCCAGACGGCCAUGCUCUUCCCAAUGGCUCAACCAUGUCAAUCCUCUCGUAUCCGGUUCAUCGAGACCCUGAUAUAUACGAAGACCCUGAGAAGUUCUACCCUUUUAGAUUCUCCAAUAUGAGGACAAGUCCCGAUGGCAAAGACACUAACCCAACUCUGUCGUUUGUAUCGACUUCUCAAACAUAUCUUCCUUUUGGACAUGGAAAACACGCUUGCCUGGGACGAUUUCUUGUUGAUUUCGAGAUGGAGAUGAUUUUGUAUCAUGUUUUGAACCGUUUUGAUAUUGAGCUGCUUCCUGAGCAUAAUGGAGUUCGACCGGAGAGUCGGCAUCUGUUCAACCAGGAAAGACUCGUCGUCACAAGCCCGGAAGGUCUCAAAGAGGUGCUUGGUCAGAACAGCUAUGACUACGUCAAGCCUCAUCUCCUCCGCGCAAUGGUCGGCAAGAUCUUGGGUUAUGGGCUGCUCCUAUCAGCAGGAGAUGUUCACAAGUUGCAAAGAAAGAAUUUGAUGCCGGCAUUCAGCUUCCGUCACAUCAAAGAACUAUAUCCCGUCUUCUGGAGCAAUGCACAAGAACUAGUCCACGGGAUCGAAAAGGAACUCAAAGAAGAGUCAACCUCAGAGAUUGAUAUUGUCGACUGGGCGAGUCGAGCCUCUAUGGAUAUCAUCGGUUCUGCAGGAAUGGGCCACGAGUUCAGGUCUCUUGCAGAUCCAAGCAUUGAGGACACUAUGAAGAUGUAUGGGUCAAUGGUCAAGCAGAGCCGUGGUGCUAAGCUCUUGACGGUCCUUCAGCUGGUGCUACCCUCCAUUAUCACGGAUUACCUCCCAUUUCAGAGAAACAUGGGCGUUUUGCCAGCCUCUAAAGCGGCGAGGGAGACAUCCCAGCGACUCAUCAACGCGAAGAAGGUUCAGAUGGCUGCCAAGGAGAAACUAUCGCCUGAUAUAAUAUCUACGGCACUUGAGUCUGGUCAUUUCACCGACGAAGGACUCGUUGAUACGAUGAUGACUUUCUUAGCUGCUGGGCACGAGACCAGUGCGGCAGCGCUAACCUGGACAAUCUUCCUUCUAGCAAAGAAUCAUGAUAUCCAGGACCGCCUUCGAGAGGAGAUUCGACAGAAUGUUGACGGUCUUACAGACGACGUUGACGCCAAAAGGCUCGAUAGCCUCUCCUAUCUCCAUGCAGUCUGCCAAGAAUCACUCAGGCUCUACGCACCAAUCCCCUUCACCGUCCGCGAUGCCCUCAAAGACACUCAAAUCCUCGGAACAUUCAUCCCCAAAGGAACUAUGGUCGUACUCUGUCUCUGGGCCAUCAACAGAGCCCACGAACUCUGGGGUCCAGAUGCAGACGACUUUAACCCUGAGCGAUGGAUGGCCCCUGGACAAGCCAACUCAGGCGGUUCAAAGAGUAACUACGCAUUCCUGACAUUUCUACACGGACCUCGAGGCUGCGUCGGUCAGAAGUUCUCACUGGCUGAGCUCAUGGCCCUCACAUGCGUAUUGGUAGGGAGAUACAGGUUUGACAUUGACAAGGACUACGAGGUACGGGAUAUCACGGAUGGGAUUGUGGCGAAGCCAAAAACUCUGAGGGACUUGUUGGUCCUGGGGAUUGUUGCAGAUCCGGCGCCCUUCAUUUUGGGGUUCAAGUUUUCGCUCGAGGUUUUCGCUCUUCUUCGAGCGUCAGCUUUCUCGUACUCUUCACUCUUCAUCCAAGCCAUCAUGUCAAUAGCAGACGGUUCCUACGCCCGAGGCGAUCUUCUCAACGGCUGUAAAGACAUUAUCCCAGGCCUUCAGAAUGCCUACGGCUACGUUCCCAGCCUAGCAGCUGGAAUCGUCUUUUGUCUCAUCUUUGCAGCUACGGGGAUCUAUCACAUCGUUCGAUCGUUCCAGAAGCGAAAAGCCACUUCGUACCUCCUAGCCAUCUCUUCGUACAUCGAACUCAUUGGCUGGAUUGGUCGAACGUGGUCGUCGAAGUGCGCUUAUAACAAGAUUGCUUUCCUUCUUCAGAUCACUACCCUCGUCGUCGCACCCAUCUUUGUGGCUGCUGCCAUUUACGUCACGCUGGGAUAUCUGAUCAAGGCGGCUGGCGGUGGUGGUCUUGCUUCGGGGGCAGCGAACAAAGGCAAAGACACCAAGCCAGGCGCCAAGCUGAUGGUAUCUGGUAUCAUCUUCCAACUCGUCAGCAUGACUGACUUUUGCACUCUCUUUGCAAUCUUUGUCUUGAGAACACGGGGUCGUGAACUCACCAAGGGUCAACGUUUUGUUAUUUACGCCACAAUCACAUCCGUGGUGUUUGUGUACAUCCGAUGCAUCUACCGAACGGUCGAACUUCUUGAAGGUUGGGAUGGGAAGUUGAUGAAGACUGAGGGAUACUUUAUUGGUCUUGAUGGUGUUUGUAUCGCAGUUGCUAUUCUGGUCUUUUGUAUCUUUGAUCCAGCUGUGCUGCUCGAUCAUGACAAGCAGCCCGAGCUUUCUUUCAACGAGCUCAACAUUGGUUCUGCGAAAUGA